AUGGUUGUGUGUGCGCUUCGAACAAGUCGGAAGGGGCGGGUGCUAGCGGGCGCCGGGGUGCUAUUGGCAAUGAUAUGUGCUGCAAGUGGAAGCACUUUUAUGUGCAAGGAGGCAGACGAGGGCGGGCGCAGAGAAGGUGUUUCGAAAGAGGCAUGCGGCAGGGGGUGCAAGCGUUUGGAGGCAGCCAUUAAUGAGAACGCGCAUUUGAAGGUAGCCUUAAAAGAGCAGGCAGAAAUCUUCAACGCGGAGAUAGUGCAAACCAUAGAGUGUAUGGAGGCGGAGAAACAGCAAAAAACAAAGCGGAUAGAGACAGACCAAUGCUGCGCUGCGAAGUUGAAGGCGUCCAUAUACGAGCUGGUAAAAUGCUUGAAAGAAGAGAGAAGGCAAAGCACAAAGCAGAUGGAGGCAGACCAAGGCAUCAUUAUAAAGCUGAGGGCGAUUAUAAACGAGACAAUAAACGGAUUGAGCGCCGAGAGGCCGCAGGAUGCUGCGUGGCUGGAUGCGGUCAUAAAAGAGCAAGAGGAACUUGUGGAAGUAGAGAAAAGGCAAGUGCUAGAGGAAAUCGAGGCAGAGAAGAGGCAGCAUGCGCUUUUUACGUCAGUUAUGCAGAAUUUAGAGUGUUUGGGCGCAGAUGAAAUGCAAGGCAUAUGGCAGAUGGAGGGCGAGAGCCUGCGCAGGAAGAAAAUGUAUCUUGAGACCUCGGUUUAA
Messenger RNA from Nematocida major, 708 nucleotides. RefSeq lists its product as uncharacterized. The coding region runs from base 1 to 708 and encodes 235 amino acids. NCBI's taxonomy places the organism in Eukaryota, Fungi, Microsporidia. The record is from RefSeq and is a predicted model, not a curated record. The transcript has a single exon.